AUGGAAGGCCUUCCUCGUAUGCCGAUGUUUAAGGUGCCGUGGAAACCAAGUCCCGUGUCUCCGGACAUUUCUCCCAUCAAAAAGAAAGUCCGUGCCAGAUACGGGGAGCAGAUGCACAUAGACGAACAAUUAUUUAUGUCAUUCUUACAGCUGAGAACGAAUAGCUGCAAGCCGCCUAUUGAUGCGAGCAGUAUAUCGAACAUUCGGCGGUAUUACGCUCAACUGAUGCUUUUGAAAAAUCGAAUAGAUUUUUCCGAACCGAAAUUUGUCCAAUGGCCGUGGCAAGAUGCCCUUGUUGAAAUCAGUUUCGUGCGUGAGGAGGUUGAGUAUGAGGAAGCAGCAACCCUCUACAAUUUAGGUUCUGCCCAUUCUAUUGUUGGCGAACAAGAAGGUCGCGCGGAUGAUGACGUACGUUCGAGAACAGUGCUUGUCUUUUUUUCUUUUAACGGACAGAUCGACUGCAGCACAUUAUUUUUACCGUUUUUCUCGAACUAA
This is a messenger RNA of Dibothriocephalus latus, 495 nucleotides long. NCBI's taxonomy places the organism in Eukaryota, Metazoa, Platyhelminthes, Cestoda, Diphyllobothriidea, Diphyllobothriidae. The record is from the annotation of a GenBank genome assembly.